GCGUUAUUUCAAAUUUUUUCGUUUGAAAAAAUUUGCUCUGUUUCAGGCUCCUCUGUUUUUUUUCUCCUAUCUAAAAAAUACUAAAGUUUUACUAUACUGUAUAUAAAUUAAUCUGGUUUUUUGAAUCGGAUUUGUUGUUGAAGAACUUGGGUUUACUGAGUUAUGGCUCGAGAAGUUGGUCAGAUUUGGGGCGGUUCUGGUUCAAGAUUUGAGUUUCAGAACCAAGCUUUUGAUUCUGUUUCGGAGAAUCAGUGUAAUGAAGCCGCCAAUGAUAGAAUUAAAAAAACUUCUAAAGGAAAUAAUCAAGAGCUUCUGAAACUACGUCCAUUCGGUUUGAAACUGAAUCUCACGCCAUCUUUAUUAGAGACAAUGGACAAGAAUUUAUAUAAUGCACCAAAAUCUUCAUCUCCUCCAUCACCAUCACCAUCAAAUGAGAAGUUGAAGGCAUCUAAUUUUCCGGCUUCACUACUCCGAAUCGGUCCAUGGGAGAUAAGAUCUAGAAAUGAAGGAGAAUUAGUAGCUAAAUGCUACUAUGCUAAGAAGAAGUUGGUGUGGGAGAUUUUGGAUAUGGGUUUGAAAUAUAAGAUUGAAAUUCAGUGGAAUGACAUUCUAGCCAUCAAUGCUCAUAUCAAGGAGAAUGAGCCUGGAAUUCUUCACCUUGAGCUAAGUCAGCCUCCUUCAUUCCAUCAAGAAACUGAUCCACAACCAAGAAAACACACCAUUUGGAAAAUGACCUCGGAUUUCACAAAAGGGCCAGCUUUAAGAUUUAGGUGCCAUUAUCUUGUGUUUCCGCCCGGAGUGCUCGACAAACACUAUGAUAAGCUCUUACAAUGUGACACAAGAUUGAAGGCCGCGUCCUGUAAACCUUUUCCUAGUAUGGAGUCACCUUAUUUUGAUCUAAGCCAGUUGAGCUAUACCAAUUAUGGUUUCAAUUAUAAUAGAGAGAGACUGUUUAGUUUUUCGGGUGUGCCUCCUCCUUUGAUGGCUGUUCGUUAUGGACAACAAUAUCAACCGACACUUCCUGCUCUAUCUUUUAAGGAAACACAGUCGCCUGAUUCAGUUAUGGAGUUUUCACAUUCAGAUGAGCGAACCAGCACCAAUGCAUAUGAAAUGGCUAUGUUAGCGGCUCAAGGGACCAUGAACAAUAAUAACAUUAUCUUUGAUUCUUCAACUGCUACACUUCCAUUCAACCGACAGAAUCAAUCUAAUGUUCUUGCUUAUAAUCAUAACUUCAAUAACAAUCCAUCAGUUCUCGAUCCAGAAGAAGCCUCUAAUCAGCUGGUGGAUCACAUGUUACUCAGAAAUCUGGCUGAUGAUUUAUUAAGUGACACUCAAAUAGCUGAAGCUAAUUUCGAUGAGAAUUAUCGAAUGGCAAGAGUAGCGUCGUUGAAUCAAUUGAUUAAUUUGUCUGAGGAAGUGGGUGGCGGCGGUCGUGAUGUUCAGGGUACCAUGGUAAUGACCGGCGCUGGCGAGCAGUAUUAUGGUCAGCAACCAUUUUCUGGCUUGCCUUUGCAAGGUUUUCCUGAGAAUGGAGUGAUGCAUAUUGGUCAGGAGGGUUGGAACAACAAUAUGAGUUAUGGUUCUGUAAUGGCUGAUCCGGGAAUUGAAGAGUUUGGCCGGGUCAAUAGUAUGAAUCAACUCAACUAUUGGAACUUGUGACUAAUAAUGUAAGGAUAGAUGUAGGAGAAAUGUAUAUAUUCAGGUGGUUGGCCGGUUCCGGGCCGAUUUUGACCUAGUUCCGGUUUUGACCGAUUUUCAUCUUGACCGGUUCUGGAUCAAUUUUGAUCCAGUUCUGAUUUUGUCA
This is a messenger RNA of Mercurialis annua (annual mercury), 1804 nucleotides long. RefSeq lists its product as uncharacterized. NCBI's taxonomy places the organism in Eukaryota, Viridiplantae, Streptophyta, Magnoliopsida, Malpighiales, Euphorbiaceae. Bases 163 to 1659 code for a protein of 498 amino acids. The record is from RefSeq and is a predicted model, not a curated record. The transcript is spliced from 6 exons.